AUGGCUCCCCAGCCCCCGCCAGGUGGCGCACCUAGUGCCACGAGGCACUGUCAGCCCGUCCAGUCGGCCCUCUCGGCCCCCGUCAACCACCCGCCGCGCGACACGACGACAACGACCCAGUCCCGCCCUCUCACCUCUGCCCAGGUCGGCCCGCCGCCGGUUCCGCCCCAGGUCGCCGCCGCCGCCAAGCAGAAGAAGCGCCAGGCGCAGCGCGAUGCCAAGGAGCUCGUGCCAGCCGGCGACGAGGGCACUCGCGGCCGCAUCGUCGUCCCCGGCUCGUCCUCGACCAUCGCCGCCGCGACGCCGGCCACGGUCACCAAGUCGGCUCGCCAGAAGAAGGGCCGCAAGAAGAAGGCCGGCGGCCUCCCGAGCCAGGCGUCCCAGUUCAACAAGAGCAAGGCCGGCCCUUCCUCCUCGUCUACCACCUCCAAGUCGACCUCCUCCACUUCGACCUCCCCCUCCUUCGCACCCGUCCGCGGCCAGGGCAGCGCCCUCGCCUUCACUCGUCCUCGCGGCGACGCCCUCAACUCGAGCAUCGCCUCGGUCCUCGGCGCGCCCGCGCCCGACUCGGUCCUCGGCACGAGGCCGGCCGACGUCCUCGAGGCGCACGACCGCGAGACGCGCACCAAGCGGCAGAAGGUCGCCGCCGAUGAGAUGAGGCGUCGCCUCCUCCUCGACGACGACGGCGAUGACGACGACGACGACGAGCCGGGCAAGGCGGUCGCGAGCGAGGACAAGCCGGCGCCUGUUGCCGUGCCGCCCGCGCUCGUCGGCGAGGACGAUGAUGACGAUGGCGACCUCGUCAUCGCGCCGGCGGCGUCGGCAGCAGCCUCUUUCGCCUCCCCGUCGACCAUCGCCUCGGGCGCCGCUCCGGGCCAGAGCGGCUCGCCGACGACCGACCCGCUCGCAAACUACCGGACCCUCCCGUCCUUCGCCCCGCGCCCGUCAGCGUUCGUCUUCCCUCCCGCUCCGCCGACCCACGAGGCGCCCAAGCCGUCCUUCCCCUUGUCCUUCGACCUUCCGCCCGCACCGCCGCGCGCCUUGCCGCCGCCGCCCCCGCCGCGUGCGCUCGAACCCGUCGUCGAGUCGGUGCAGCCCGACGUCGAGCAGGAGCAGCCCGUCGUCGACGAUGUCGCGCCCGAGCCGCCCGCCUCGCCCGUCGCCGUCGCCGUCACCGCCGCGUUCGAGGACGAGCCCAUGCCCGGCGCCGCGCCCGUCGGUGCGCCCUCAACCUCGGUCGACGCACUCGCCAAGGCGCUCUCCUUGCCCGUCGGCGCCGUCCCCAAGCCCGACCUGCGCUCGGCGGCCAUCAUCCUCGCCGGCAAGAAGCGCAAGCCCAAGAAGUUCAAGCGCGCGCCGCAGCUGUUCGACUACCUGUCGGACGAGCAGAGCGACGACUGGGAGGACGUCCAGCAGGCCAAGGUGCCGAAGCGGCCCAAGACGGGUCGUGCCGUCGGCGGCAAGCUCGAGUCGGGCGGCGAGACGACGGCGGGCGAGGGCCACGGCGAGGUCGACGUCGACGGCGACGAGGAGCGCGAGAAGAAGGCGCUCGCCGAGAAGCUCGUGCCGACGAGCUACCAAAAGGCGCUGCUCGAGUGCGCUCAGCAGGCCAACAUCGUCACCGUCCUGCAGACGGGCAGCGGCAAGACGCUCGUCGGGGUCCUCCUCAUCGACUGGGUCCACGCCAUCGAGGCGCAGCGUCGCGAGGCCGGCGAGCCACCUCGCCUGUCGUUCUUCCUCACCAACUCGGUCCCGCUCGUCCACCAGCAGGCCGACACCAUCGCUCGCAACACCAAGCUCCGCGUCGGCAAGCUCUUUGGCGCGCUCGGCGUCAACCUGUGCAGCGAGAAGGAGUGGGACUGGAACUUUGCGCACUUCGACUGCCUCGUCGUCACGGCCCAGCUCAUCCUCGACUCGCUCGCGCACGGGUUCCUCAAGAUGGAGCAGAUCUCGCUCCUCGUCCUCGACGAGGUGCACCACAGCAAGGCCAACCACCCGUUCGCGAGCAUCCUGCGUGACUUCUACCACCGCGCGCCCAAGCACAAGCGCCCGCGCAUCCUCGGCCUGACGGCGUCGCCCCUCAACGGCAACGCCGGCAUCGACGAGGCCAAGACGCUCGAGAAGCUCCUCGACGCCAAGCUCGUGACGGCGCCACCCGAGACGCAGGCCGAGUUGCGCGCCAUGGCGUCCGUGCCCACCGUCCUCCAGAUCGAGUACGACGCUCCGCCGACGUACGCCCGCACCGAGCUGUUCGACCAGGUCGUGUCCAAGAUCAUCGUGCGCGACGAGACGUUCGACCGCUACUACGCCGGCGCCAAGACGAUGCUCAACGACUACGGUCCUGACGCCGCCGACCUCGUCUGGCACCUCGCCCUCGAGCGCUGCCGCCAGAAGCUUCUGCCCCUGCACGAGUCGGACGGGUCGGCGUCAGAAGUCGAGGACGCCUUCCUCGGGCUCGAGAUGGAGGUGGGGCCGCUUGAUGACGGCGCGAGACGGGCCAAGGAGAAGCAGGAGGAGAGGAGGAGGGACAAGGCGCGCAUGAAGAAGGAGCUGAGGGAGAAGGCCGAGCGGGAGGUCAGCCUCGAGUUGCCGGACUGGCUCAAGGUCAUCGAGGCGCACAAGCCGACGCUGGACGUCGAGCGCUUCUCGCCCAAGCUGCGCAUGCUCAUCGCCGUCCUCAAGGCGUGCAAGGACGGCGCAGAAGCCUUCCGCGGCAUCAUCUUCGUCAACCGGCGACUCGACGCUCUCGUCUUCGCCCAGAUCAUUCGCGAGCUCGCCAAGGUCGACGAGGACCUCGCGUGGAUCAACGUCGACUGCGUCACCGGUCACGGCACGGCCGCCAGCAACUCGCUCGGGCCGCGCAUGUCGUGGCACGAGCAAGCCGACGUCCUGUCAAGCUUCGCCGAGGGCCGCACCAACCUGCUUCUCGCGACGAGCGUCGUCGAGGAGGGCCUCGACGUCCAGCCGUGCAACUUCUGCGUCCGGUUCGACCUGUACGACACGCACAUCUCGUACGUCCAGAGCCGAGGCCGAGCCAGGGCGUCGGGCUCGCACUACCUCGUCUUCCUCGAGCGCGGCAACGUCGAGCACAAGCGCAAGCUGUUGCGCAUCGCCCUGUUCGACAAGGAGGUCGCCGGGCUCCUGUCGCGCGAGAUCUACGAGGCCGAGGACCAAGACGGCGACGACCUUUUCGGCCGCGCCGACGAGACGAGCGUCUACAUCGAGGAGCCGACGACGGGCGCGCUCCUCACGCCGCACUUUGCCCUGUCGCUCCUCGUCCGGUACUGCGGCUCGCUCCCCAAGUCGGACGAGUUCUCGCUCCACAAGCCGCGCUACACCGUCAACGACUACGGCCGCAACGAGUACGGCGCCCGCCAGUUCAGCUGCACCGUACAGCUCCCGAGCGCGAGCAAGGUGCGCGUCGUCACGGGCGGGCUGCGCGAGACGCCCAAGCUCGCCAAGCGCCAGGCGGCGUACACGGCGUGCGUCGUCCUGCGCAACUCGGGCUGCCUCGACGAGCACCUCCUCCCGCCUCGGUUUCUCCCGCCGGACGACGUCGUCGACGUCGUCACCGGCGUCGUCGUCGCGCCCAAGAAGCGCCAGGUCGAGUACGAGCACAAGCUCGCCGAUUCGUUCCUGCCCGUUGAGCCGUGCGCCGACGUCACGACGCUCCAUGCGUCCCUCCUCCACUUUGGCGGCGACCAAGGCGAGGCCGUCCACGCCGGCCAGCGGUACCGCCCCGUCGUCCUCCUCACGCGCAAUCGCCUCCCCGUCGUCCCGCCCAUGACCAUGUUCGUCGCCGGCGAGGCGCUCCUCGUCUACUCGACCGCUAUCGGCGCCAUCGACGUGACGGUCGAGCAGCGCAAGGCGCUCACGGGCUACACCCUCCAGCUCUGGCAGGCGAUCCUCAACAAGGUCCUGCGCGUCGCCCGCGAGGAGGUCGACGGCAAGGAGACGCGCAAGGAGCUCGACCUCGUCUACUUUGUCGGCGUCCUGCGCGACGGCGUCAACCUCAAGGCGACCGGCGUCGACUCGGGCGACCUCGACUGGGCGGCGAUGGAGCGCGGUCCCAAGCUGCCGCCGGGUCGUCAGAGCGCGGCGGGCUUUGCGACGCUCAUGGACUACUACCUGUCGUUCGACGAGGGCUUCUUCCACACGGUCAAGAUCAAGGACGAGCAGCCGCUGCUCGAGGUCAGCCGCAUGCCCAAGACGGUGACGCACCUCACGCGAACGCCCCGCAACGACGUUCAGCCGACGAUCAAGAAGCUGCUUCACUCGACGACCCGGUUCGCCAUCCCGCAAAUCGCGCUCGUGCACUUCCUCCCGGCGUCCAUCUUUCGCACCGCCUACAUGCUCCCGUCCAUCGUCCACGACCUCGAGCAGCGGUGCCUGGUCGUCGAGCUCAACGAGCGCCUAUUCGAGGCCAAGCUCGAUCACGAGCUCGUCCGCACGGCGCUCAUGACCCCGUCGGCGAGCAUCGGGCUCGACUACAACCGACUCGAGCUCCUCGGCGACGCGUUCCUCAAGUACAUGGCGUCGACGGCCUGCUUCGUCACGCACGACCGCACGACGCACGAGGGCACGCUCCAUCGGGCCCGCCUCGAGCAGAUCAACAACUCGCGUUUGGCCGACUCGGGCAAGGCGACCAACCUGCCGGCGUACCUCGCCUCGCGCCCGUUCACCUCGCGCCAGUUCCUCCCGCCCAACAUCCUCCAGCUCUCGCCCGGCCCAGCUCCGCCUACCUCGGCCGUCAUCGGCGACAAGACGAUCGCCGACUGCGUCGAAGCACUGCUCGGCGCGGGCAUGGAGACGGGCUACGAGGCGCUCGACGGCGGCGGGAUCCACAAGGGCUUCGACCUUGCGCUCGAGGUCGCCAAGGCGCUCGGCCUCGAACUCGGCAACGUCACGGUCUGGGACGACUUUGCGCGCCUGUACGGCCCGCCCGGCGAGGAGGCGCCCGUCGUCGGCGCGCUCAAGGCGGUCGAGGCGGCUCUCGGCUACAAGUUCAAGCACGCGUCGCUCGUCACCGAGGCGCUCACGCACCCGUCCAAGCUCGACUCGGUAUCGUUCGAGCGCUGCGAGUGGCUCGGCGACUCGGUUCUCGACUUCUGCGUCCUCCGCCAGUGCUGGAAAAAGUGGGGCGGCGAGCUGAGCGAGGGUCACCUCACGGAGCUCAAGGGCGCCUGUGUGUCGAACGAGACGCUCGCCGCUCUCGCCAUCGAGCUCGACCUCGACAAGUUCCUCGCCCACUCGAGCGACGGCCUCGCCCUCAACAUGCGCCUGUACCGCGAGCGUAUCGUCCUCGCCCACGACCAGGAGCUCGUCGCCGCCGUCGCCGAGCAGCGCCCGAUGCGCCCUUACUGGCUGGCGCUCGAUCCGCCCAAGGCCGUCGCCGACCUCACCGAGUCGCUCUUCGGCGCGGUGUACCUCGACUCGCGCUUCGACCCGGGCGCCGUGCAGCGCGUGUUCGACCACUGCGUCGCUCCUUGGCUCGCUCGGUGGAUCAGCCCCACGACGAUCAAGGUCGACGCCGUCCGGAACCUGCUCGAGCACGCCCAGGCCGGCGGCUGCCACGACGUGUCGCACGUGUCGGCGGUCCUCGAGCCGCGCAUCGACCACCGCACGGGCGAGCUCAUCCAGCGCCUGACCCGUACCUCGGUCGUCGCGCACGGCAUGGUCCUCAGCACGGUCGAGUCGGGCAACCCCAAGACGGCCAAGCGCCUCUCGAGCGCCGACGCCCUCGCCUACCUCGACGCGAAUCCCGGCUUCUUCCCGACCGUGUGCGACUGCGCGACUCGCCGCGACAUCGCGAGGGAGCUCGCGCUUGAGGAGCUCGAGCGGCUGCGUGCUGAGGGCCUCCUCGACGAGCCCGAGUCGUCCGACGACGAGCAGGAGGCGGCGGAGCAGAGGUCGGCGGCGCGUGCUCGCAGGACGACGGCGGGUGCGUCGGAGGUCGAGGCGGGAGAGGGAGAGGCGAUGGCGGUCGACGCCUAA
Rhodotorula graminis WP1 is the source of this 5994-nucleotide messenger RNA. RefSeq lists its product as uncharacterized. The record is from RefSeq and is a predicted model, not a curated record. Lineage: Eukaryota; Fungi; Basidiomycota; Microbotryomycetes; Sporidiobolales; Sporidiobolaceae. Bases 1 to 5994 code for a protein of 1997 amino acids. Gene Ontology annotation, molecular function: nucleic acid binding; ATP binding; ribonuclease III activity. Gene Ontology annotation, biological process: RNA processing. The transcript is spliced from 21 exons.